AUGGCUGUCCUCACGAGCAUAGGCCUGAAAGACGAUCUUCCAGACCUAAACGACACCAGGAAAGCCAUCGAGAACGCAGAAAGUCGAGCUCUUCUCGAUCACAGAAAGUUCGACUCGAAAGUUCCACUGAAAAAUAAUCGAGAAUACGCUCAGGCCCUUCAUCGCGAAGCGGAUCAGCUGUAUCGCAGCGGUGAUUACGAGACGGCAUUAGUGCUGUACCAUAGAGCGGCGAACUUGUAUCCGAGGGACAGCAGUCAUUGCGUGGCAGCAAGGAGGACCGCAGCUACGAUAAGCUCCUGCAAUAAUCCGUCGAAAGCCCUGCCGAAGGUUUUACCCGGUUUGGGCGCCGCCGACCGAUUAACCAUCGCCCUCUGCCCGGAAACCGCCGCCAUCAUGGUGAACGAGAAGCUGAAGAAGUCGCCUGUACCGUCCUCUGUCACUGAGCUACUUGGCUAUUUCGACAAUCACAAAAGCUACUGGAAGACUCUCCCUUCCUCAAGAAUCUCCAACACUCAGCUAGCCCGGUCAAAAAUGAUGAUAAAGCAGCUCAACAACUUAGCAGAGUCUUCUCUGAAGAAUCUCCAAGCGUCCUUCGACUCUGGAAAAAUGUCCACAGCUCUGAAAACAGCCCAAGAUCUUCUAGAGCUGUCUGCAGGAUUCCCAGACCCUACUCGCUACCAAAUUGCAGCUUAUCACUACUUGUCGAUGAUCCACGUAGCCUUAGGAAGACACGAUCGAGCAGUCUGCAACUCUUCUCGACUCGUACGCCUCUCGAAGGGCACAGGUGACGUUAUUCAGAUCUGCAGAUCAUUGGUGACCCUUGGAAAAGUGCAUCUCAGCUUUGGACACUUAGAAGCAGCAGCUAAAGCUUGGGAACACCUGUCGAAAGACUUGAAAGAGUCGAUUCCUGUGGCUUGGAUUCACCAUGAGAUUGGAAGGUGUUACUUGGAGACUGGAAAGUACGAAAAAGCUAUGGAAAUGGGAGUUAGGUGCGUGCAGGCAGCUGUCAAGGGUAAAUCGAAGAAGUGGAUGCUGUGUGGGAAGUUACUGAUAGGCCAGAGCCUAGCGAAGCUAGGCCGCUUCCUCGAGUCUCUCGAGGAGCUGCAGGUAGCCGCGAAGAUCACCGAGGAGGAAGGCGACACACCGUUACUUUCCUAUAUCCGCGAUCUUAUCGACCAGGUGGCCCGUCUCCUACGUCCUAUUCCCUUCGAGAAGAACUGUUCGAAGGUGACAGAGGCGAGGAUCACCUCGUCGCAGGAGGAGAACGACAAGAACGAGGAGGAGCUGCGGACCAGUCUGUUCGUGAGCUGCGAGGAGACCGUGAUAACUACCAUGUUCUCGCAGAGGCGGGUGAUUACCAAGCGUCGAAACGACUCCAGCGACGAGGAGGAGGCGUCGGUCGACGGGGACGAGCAGAUAACGACGUAUUCAGGGAACACGGCCAACCUGAUGCAGUCUUAUCGCGAGAGCGCUGCUCCAUCUGAUCUCGAAGACGAACAAGGCGGUUCGACGUUCAGAGUGGCGAACGAGGAGGAGGUUUCUUCGUCUUCUACGUCUUUGUUGUCGUCUUCCUCCUCUUCUUCCUCGAAAAAUGAUAUCGAGAGCACGGAGAGAGAGGAAGAGGCAGAGAUUUUAGAAGAAAUAAACACUCUGAAUCGUGGAAGUGGUAGCAAAGUGUCUCUGAAGAGCGCAGACACUUCGGUCACUUACAUUAUCGAGGAUGAAUCGUGCAAUGGGAAAUCGAGGAGAGAAAUUUUAUCGUCAGAACAGGUGGAGCGAGUAAUAAACGACGACGAUGAAGAUGAUAAGGGUUCGGAGAGAGUUAGAUACAGUGAGCUGGGCGAGAAGGACGAAGUGGAGCUGUUGGAGAUGGUUAGGUUUUUGGUGACAGAUGGAGAGGGUUUAGGGAAUUCUGGGGAUGGUUUUCAAACGCCCAGAUCUGGUCGGGAUAGAGAGAACGAGGUCGGGGUGAGUCGGGCUUGCCUUAGGACCUCUUUGCCCGCGACUCCGCGCAAGUGUGACGCUGACGGAGAUUUUCAGGACUGCGAAGAUCCUUUGAAUGUCGGUUAUUGA
Habropoda laboriosa is the source of this 2073-nucleotide messenger RNA. RefSeq names its product tetratricopeptide repeat protein 25-like. Bases 1 to 2073 code for a protein of 690 amino acids. The record is from RefSeq and is a predicted model, not a curated record. Gene Ontology annotation, molecular function: protein binding. NCBI's taxonomy places the organism in Eukaryota, Metazoa, Arthropoda, Insecta, Hymenoptera, Apidae. The transcript has 5 exons.